This is a messenger RNA of Somion occarium, 2444 nucleotides long. Lineage: Eukaryota; Fungi; Basidiomycota; Agaricomycetes; Polyporales; Cerrenaceae. The record is from the annotation of a GenBank genome assembly.
GUCAUACGCAGCGUCCCACGUAUCGGACGAAGUCCGAACGAGAGAUCAUGAUCUGCUUAGAUGGAAGAAUUCAGUGGUCGCGAUGGUUGGAGUAAACAGUGAUAAGCCUGAGUGUUCUACCGAGCAUCUCCGAAAUGGAUUUGGACAAGCUAUCCGAUAUCGCAGCUUUGGAUUGCCAGUACUUAUCUUUGGAGAAACGUGUAGAGUUCCUGUCAGGCCCUGGAUGAAGCCAAGGUUUGACUGGCCAAGCGGUGUUCCUGAUCGAUCGCCCCAUGCUUUCCCGCUGUGGCCCAUCAAACGGCAUCAAAUUUUCCAAAAUGAGUUGCUCUAUCUGGUCGGUUAAACGCAUGACCGAUCGCGCUGGAGAAAUUUCAUCUGCCUAAGUUUGCUAGCAUCAUGCUGUCCUGGGACAAGUCUUAUCAGAGAGCUACUGUGCUCUGUGGGAGACGCGCUUUCGCCUUUCUUUCCCCCACACCACCGCCAUGGUUGGUUUCCUGCAUACCGUGAACGCAGUGGUUGCGGACUCGUACGUGGGCAGAUGGUUCCGUUUAGAGGGAUCGGGACAUCCGAGGGAACGAAUUGGUUCGAGGUUCUUGACUGAACUUCGUGCCGGUUUGACAACAUGGGCUGCCAUGGCCUACAUCAUUUCCGUCAAUGCCUCCAUCAUCGCCGAUACAGGAGGAACCUGCGUUUGCGAGGCAGACGACUUAUGCGUGGCGGACCCAGUGUACCUCGACUGUGUUGCAGACGUCCGCAGAGAUUUGAUCACCUCCACUGCAGCCGUUUCCGCCUUAGCUUCGUUCCUGAUGGGCUUGCUCGCUAACCUUCCCGUGGGUAUGGCGCCUGGUUUGGGUUUGAACGCCUAUUUCGCCUACUCCGUUGUCGGGUUUCAUGGAAGUGGUAUCAUCACUUACAAAGAAGCUCUAGCAGCAGUCUUCCUCGAGGGAUGGAUAUUCUUCUUCCUAUCACUACUCGGUCUUCGACAAUGGCUUGCACGUAUCAUGCCUCAAUCGCUCGUCAUGGCCGUUGGCGCGGGUAUCGGUUUCUUCAUUGCCUUCAUUGGUCUAUCAUCUGGCGGUAUAGGCGUCAUUGGUGGUGACAAGACAAACUUUGUAGGACUCGGUGGUUGCAAACCCGAAGACAUGCUCCCGGAUCUACCCAACUUCUGUAACUCUCGCGUCCUCCAAAGUCCCACUGUCUGGCUUGGCAUUUUCCUCGGUGGUAUCCUCACUGUCUUCCUCAUGCUCUACCGUAUCAAGGGUGCCAUCCUCAUCGGUAUCUUCAUCACAAGUAUUGUCAGUUGGCCUCGUCCAACAGCUAUAACCUACUUCCCUCAUACCCCUGCGGGCGAUAGCAGUUUCGAUUUCUUCAAGAAGGUUGUCACAUUCAGACCUUUGGAGAAGAUCGGCGGAGCUGUUGACUUCAACUACGGAAAUGGUCGUGUUUGGUACGCUCUAAUCACGUUCCUCUAUGUCGAUAUCCUUGAUACCACCGGAACGCUCUACUCCAUGGCCAAAUUCGCCGGUCUCCGUGAUCCCGUUACGCUUGACUUCGAAGGGUCCACUAUCGCCUACUGUGUCGACGCCUUCACCAUCUCUAUGGGUGCACUCAUGGGUACUUCACCUGUUACGGCAUUCGUGGAGAGUGCCACGGGUAUCAGUGAAGGUGGAAAAACUGGUCUUACCGCUAUCACUACUGGCAUCGCGUUCUUCAUCUCCAUCUUCUUCGCACCUAUAUUCGCGUCCAUCCCGCCUUGGGCUACGGGUGGUGCGCUUGUCAUCGUCGGUUCUCUCAUGAUCAGAAACGUGCGCGAGAUCAACUGGGACUACCCGGGAGACUCUGUUCCUGCGUUCCUUACCCUGAUCAUCAUCCCUCUCACCUACAACAUCGCGUACGGUGUCAUCGCCGGUAUCAUCUCCUACGUCCUCCUCAACGGUACCGCGUUGGUCCUGCGCAAGAUCAGCAACGAUCGCAUCCUUCCACCUACGUACGACUCUUCUGAGCCUUGGGUCAUUCCUCCUGGUGGCAUCGUCCCCACAUGGAUGAAGGUGGUCUACAACGCCGCCCGUGACACUGCCAUCCAUGAUCAAAACAAGGAGAGUGGCGGAUACCCAGUAACGAUGGAAAAAGAACCUGUAGAGCAACUCUCACCUCUUUCUCAUCAUCAUUAGGGUGGACAAGAUAACCAGGUCGGACGGUCCACCGUCUAUAAUGCUUUCUAGAUUUCUUUAUAGGUUUUCAGCCAACUUGAACCGGGUAAUUAUACAUACUAUUGUUUUUCUUCUGUACGACUUCUUGGAUGUUGUACUUACAUGCUCUUGCCAAUAUACUGUAUGUACGUGUAUGUGCGCAAGUUCGUUGUGGAAGAAGUACAAGUGGAAGAAUGAAAAAGUGCUAAUUCGACGCUCUCGGGCGUACCCGACGCAAAGCGUCGCAGAUCCAGC